Messenger RNA from Quercus robur (English oak), 979 nucleotides. Its product is annotated as casparian strip membrane protein 3-like. Lineage: Eukaryota; Viridiplantae; Streptophyta; Magnoliopsida; Fagales; Fagaceae. The transcript has 3 exons. Bases 79 to 729 code for a protein of 216 amino acids. The record is from RefSeq and is a predicted model, not a curated record.
AGUACUCUCCAUUAAUUGCAUCUCAACCCAAUCUUGUAUAGUAUCCUUCAAAGAAGAUUUCCAUAUUUUACAUAUCUAAUGGACUCAGACAGGAGUGGUGUUCUGACAGAGGUUUCUGUUCAAGAGCCAAAGGCCAAUCCCAAAGGAAAAGCUGUUGCUGGGGCUGCUCCUCCUCCCCCUGUUGUAAUUUCCUCAAAAGUUACUACUACUUCAAACCCAAAAGGAGGAUGGAAAAGAGGCUUUGCCAUUUUUGACCUUGUUUUAAGGCUUUGUGGCAUUGCUGUUGCUUUAGCUGCCACUGCCAUAAUGGGAACUACUGAACAAACUCUUCCAUUCUUCACACAGUUCUUCCAGUUCCAAGCUCAAUAUAAUGAUCUUCCAACUUUCACGUUUUUUGUGAUUGCAAAUGCAAUAGCUAGCGGAUACCUUGUCCUCUCCUUGCCCUUUUCUAUAGUCUGCAUCGUUCGGCCACAUUUAAGAGGACUAAGGAUCCUCCUUAUCGUCCUCGAUACACUGAUGAUUGGCCUUGCCAUGGCUGCAGCUGCCUCGGCUGCUACCAUUGCGGACUUAGCUCAGAAUGGGAAUUCAAACGCUAAUUGGGCCCCUAUUUGCCAGCAGUUCGAUGACUUUUGCCAGAGUAUCACUGAGGCUGUUCAGAGUUCCUUUGCCGUAGCAGUCAUCUUCAUCUUGCUGGUUGUUUUCUCCUCUUUGGCUCUGAGUAGAAACUGAGAGAUGCUAGACCAUCAUGGAGCUAGCUAAGCCUGUGUUUUGCUGUGUACAUAAGAACUGUCAGAUGUUGUACGUACCUUCCAACAACUUGUGGUGGGUGCAGUACUGGGCUUGUGUUGCGUUGUGUUGUGUGCUGUCUAAUUUCUUGAAUUUCAAAGUAAGAAGAAUUUGCUCUUUCAGUUUGUUUUCCUUACAAGCUUGUUUUUUGAGUGUUUCUGUGAUGUAUAAUUAAUGUAUUGAUCUUCAUGUU